This is a messenger RNA of Menidia menidia (Atlantic silverside), 1347 nucleotides long. NCBI's taxonomy places the organism in Eukaryota, Metazoa, Chordata, Actinopteri, Atheriniformes, Atherinopsidae. The record is from the annotation of a GenBank genome assembly.
UUGCUCUGUUUUCUUUGCAGUCAGGCUGAAGGUUUCAAAGAGAAAGGAAAUGCAUACUACAGCAAGAAAGAUUACUCCGAAGCUUUCAACUAUUACACGAAGGCCAUUGAUGCAUGCCCCAGGAAUGCCAGUUACUACGGCAACAGGGCAGCUACCCUCAUGAUGCUCAGUCGCUUCAGAGAAGCCCUAGAAGAUUCCCAGCAGGCUGUGCGUCUGGAUGACUAUUUCAUGAAGGGGCAUCUACGCGAGGGCAAGUGCCACUUGUCUUUGGGAAAUGGCAUGGCUGCUAGUCGCUGCUUUCAGAAGGUUCUGGAGCUGGAACCCGGCAAUAGAGAGGCCCAGCAGGAGAAAAAGAAUGCGGCAACACUUCUGGAGUACGAGCGGAUGGCUGAAUACGGCUUUGAAAAGCGGGAUUUCCGAAAGGUCGUGUACUGUAUGGACCGGGCCUUGGGCUUGGCUUCAGCCUGUCACCGCUUCAAAAUCCUGAAGGCAGAGUGUCUCGCCCUGCUGGGCCGCUAUCCAGAGGCCCAGUCGGUGGCCAGUGACAUCUUGCGAAUGGACUCCACUAAUGCUGACGCACUUUAUGUUCGAGGCCUGUGUCUUUACUAUGAGGACUGCAUUGAUAAGGCGGUGCAGUUCUUCAUCCAGGCCCUGCGCAUGGCACCGGACCACGAAAAGGCCCGGCUAGCCUGCAGGAAUGCCAAAGCUUUAAAAGCCAAGAAGGAAGAGGGCAACCAGGCCUUCAAGAACUGCAACUAUGAAGCUGCCUAUCAUCUGUAUACUGCAGCGCUGGCCAUAGAUCCCAACAACAUCAAGACCAACGCUAAACUCUACUGCAACAGAGCCACGGCGGGGGCAAAGCUGAAGAAACUUAAUCAAGCCAUUGAAGACUGUACCAGCGCGAUCAAACUAGACGACACUUACAUCAAAGCCUACCUGAGAAGAGCUCAGUGCUACACGGACACAGAGCAGUAUGAAGAGGCCGUACGUGACUAUGAAAAGGUCUACCAGACAGAGAAAACUUCAGAUCACAAGCAUCUGCUGAAGACCGCGCAGAUGGCGCUGAAGAAAAGCAAAAGGAAAGAUUACUACAAGGUGCUGGGCAUUGGCAAGAACGCCACAGAGGACGAGAUAAAAAAAGCCUACCGCAAACGGGCCCUCAUGCACCACCCAGAUCGGCACAGUGCGGCAACUCCAGAGGUGCAAAAGGAGGAGGAAAAGAAGUUCAAGGAGGUGGGCGAGGCCUUCACCGUCCUCUCAGACCCAAAGAAGAAGUUCCGCUAUGACAGUGGGCACGACCUGGAGGAUGACGGCUGCUUUGAUGGUGGAGGUGAAUACCCUUUUUAG